AUGGUUCCUGCGUCUCUCCCGUCAGGCUCUGAUGUCAGCCAACCCAAGGACUUUACUCGCGUGCUGCCAUUCCAGCUCUCCAUGGCCAUCCUGGGGCUUUUGGAUCACAAAUCCCUGGAUGCCUGCUCUGCUGUGAACGGUCACUGGGAGUUCCUGGUCAGGCGGCUCCAGGAGGACAAGGAGUGUUGGAGCACAGUACACAAGAACCUCCUGCAGCUGCAGGAGUUGUGUCCUAGAAAAACCAUGCCAAACUAUGCUAAAAGAGUCGACGUGCAAAUUCCCCAGUUAGAUGAUGAGGGUGAGGUCAUUGAAGUGAAGGACAAGGAGCAGAAGAAGAGGCGUAAAUCCAAGACAGAGGAUUUCGGUCUGCAUGAAGCCUAUCAGGAACUGAAAACUCAAAAGAUCGAGCUGGAAGAGAGGAAUGUCUUCUGUGGCCCCUACAAGACCUGUGUCCUCAUGGAGCAGUCUGACAGCAGAAGGAGAGCCCAUUACAGUGGUGGGGACCGGGUGGCCGCUGCCAGCAGGAGGGUGAGGCUGCUCCGUGUGCCAGGAGGGAAGCAGGAGCCGCUGCUGCUGCGCGGCCACGCCGGGCCCGUCACAGCUCUGUGCCUCCGCGAGGACAAGGGGCUCCUGCUCAGCAGCACCAGCCUGGAGCCCAGCAUCAGGUGCUGGAACAUUCACAGUGGUGCCUGUGUGAGGACCUUGACGGGUCACUACGCGGCCAUCACCUGCCUGCACUCCCACCAGGAGCAGCUGGUGUCGGGAGCUGGGGAUGGCAUGGUGAAAGUGUGGAGCCUGAAGAGUGGGAAGUGUCUGAGGACUCUGAUGCACAGCAGCCCUGUGGGGGCAGUGAGGAUGGACGGGACCCACGUGGUCAGUGGGGGUCACCGAGGGCUGGUGAAGGUCUGGAGUGCUGAGACAGGGGUUCUGAUCAAGACAUUAGAGAGGCACCAAGGCCCAGUUCUCUGCUUGUCCUUUGACCAGUGGCACCUUGUCACAGGGAGCAGUGAUGGAUAUGCCCUGGGAUGGAGCAUGUUGGGAAAAUUUAGGAGAUGCCUGAUAGCUUUCUUCCACCCCAAGGAAGUCCUGUCCCUGGAGUUCCUGUACCUCAGAGUCAUCAGUGGCUGUGCUGAUGGAUGCAUUCGGAUAUUCAACUUCCUGACUGGCUCCUGCCUCAAAGUGUUGGAGCCCACCGGCAGCGGGGACCCCGUGUCUGCUCUCUUUGUUGCAGGAAACAGGCUGGUGACCAACUCCCCCAGCAGACUGCUGCUGCUGCAGUUCGAGGAUGUGCUGUGGGACUAUUCCCUGCCUGCUGACAGAGAGGUGCUGAAGCAGGACAGGAGGUCUCAGAAGGGGAAGCGCCAGGGUGCCGGUGCAGAGCAGCAGCGAGCUCAGGACAAGUCCCCGAGAUCUCGCCAGGGACCAAAGAGCCAUGGAAGACCCAAAAGUGAUGAAGCUGAACAGGGCCCUGCUUCCCCUGCACCUGAGGAGGCAGAGGCCACUCCGGAGUGUGAGCUGCCCCAGAGAGACCCAAGGAGUCCCCUGUCCCCUGACAAGUUCCUCUUAACCAUCGGCAGGCUGCAGAGCUUCUGCAAGCCAGCCGCAGCCAGCCGCAGCCCCAGCCUGCUGUCUGCCAAAGGCAGGGCAGCCCAGCAGCAGCGCCCUGGGGAGGGCAGCACGGCCCUGCAGCACCGCGAGGAGCGGGCAGCGCAGCUCCAGCGCGCCAGGCUGCACAGCCGCUCUCUGACCGCCACAAAAAUCUCAACGCCCUUUGGAAGCAAAACGCUGCGGCUCAGGCUGGAGAGCUCUUUGCACAGCCCCGCUCUGAAAUCCUCCAUCCCCGCUGCCCGUGUUGUAAGUCCCAAGUUUUGUGGCUCGCUGGGAGAAAGGAAAACUCCCGGUGGCCAUGGGAAAGACACUCCUGGUCCCACACACUGGGAUCAGCUCAUCGAUCUCUGCACAGCUUCUUCAGAGCUGAUCCAAGCAACGCCUGGCACGGCUGCAGAGAUGAGGAAUGGAGCUGCCAGGAGAAUAAAGCCCUCGUGUCCCGUCGCUUCCCGCAGGGACAGUGGGCUCAGGCUCCUGACAGCAGAGCAGGAGGUGCGUGAGGCAGCCCUGGCAGCUCAGCAUCAGGCACAGCAGGCAAAGCCCACGGAAGAUAAAGACAGAGCCAGAAGGAAAGCCUGGCUGAGGAAAAUGAAAGGCCUACCUGUGGAUUAUUUUACUGGGGAGAGGAAAACACCUGCUCCAGAACUUGGGCACAACACGUUUAUCUGA
Messenger RNA from Onychostruthus taczanowskii (white-rumped snowfinch), 2277 nucleotides. RefSeq names its product F-box/WD repeat-containing protein 10-like. Gene Ontology annotation, molecular function: protein binding. The transcript has 11 exons. The coding region runs from base 1 to 2277 and encodes 758 amino acids. Lineage: Eukaryota; Metazoa; Chordata; Aves; Passeriformes; Passeridae. The record is from RefSeq and is a predicted model, not a curated record.